Rubroshorea leprosula is the source of this 862-nucleotide messenger RNA. NCBI's taxonomy places the organism in Eukaryota, Viridiplantae, Streptophyta, Magnoliopsida, Malvales, Dipterocarpaceae. The record is from the annotation of a GenBank genome assembly.
GGUAAUCACCCAUGAAAAAGCUCUCCCAGAGUUUCAUUCACGUUAGUAAUAAUAAAAUAAAAACCGAGACAGAGUGACCCUGCGAACCGUUCUGUAUCAUCCAAAGCUGUGCACCAAAUCCUUAUUCCAUAGUUCCAUUCACAUUCCUUCUUCUCCCAGGGAAACCCUCUGAUCUCUGCACUAUGUUUCAAUCAACCAAAAUGUCGAAUUUUAGUGUUGAUUUCAACUACCGCCAUUUCCAAGCCAAUGGAAGUGGUCUGAGUAGUAACGAGGUUGUUGUGAUUGUCAUUGCUUGCCUUCUCGUUUUUCUUGCCUUCUCUUGGUGUCUGUGUGAGAGACUUAUGUUGCUUUUAUCUCUUUAUGACCCAAGACGACGUCCGGCUGCCAACAGCCACAACCGCCCAGUGGGGCUCGAGCUUUCCUCUUGGGAGGGAUCUGGAGGUAGUCCAAUCCCUGCUGCGACUAGCCCUAGCAGCCACCAAGCGCCACUCUCUCCAUCUGGAGGCUGGACAAGCCCUGCUGUGGCUAGCCCAACCAGCCACCACGCACCAGGCAGUCCUUAUGGAGGCAACAUGCCACUGGAUCUCGAAGAAUUUGUGGUCGUGGAUGUGGUAUAAGAACAAUCGGAUUCAACAAUAUUAUUGUCCAUGCAUCCAGGACGACGUGGAAAGGGUAAUCCGAGACGCAGCUAAGCAAAUAUUUGCCGAUCAUAGUAUAAUUAGUCUUGUUGUCCGUCAUUAUAUGUCUAGAUUAAUUAAGAGGGGAGAUCUACUUAUAUACAUGCAUAUAUAUGUAAUUGUCGUUAGUAUAAUUAGUCUUGUUGUUCAUCAUUAUUUGUGUGGAUUAAAAGAAGGGAUCUUGG